AGGUUAUGUUUGGUUUGGAUGUUUGGAUUCAUGAUAAAUAUAUUUAAAGAAAAAAAAAGAUCUAACAGAAUAAUUGGACGCUAGACUUGUGCUAAAACUAUUACAAUGCUCGAUAAAAUUCUUUAUAACACCGUGUUAUGCCAAACAUUUUCACCUUGCGGUAAAUAUUUGGUGGCCGGAAACAUUUACGGACAAGUCGCCGUAUUUGAUCUCGACAGAAUACUAAAUCCAAUUGUAGAACUUCUUACGUCUGACUACAACAAGCCUAAACAAAUCCAUAAAAUUGAUUCUGGCAAACAAAUAUGCAGUUUGGCGAGUUCUGAGAAUUUCCUUAUUGUUGGAACAGUUAAUGAAAUUACAGGCUGGGAAUGGAAGUCGGUAGUUUCGGGAAAGUGGUCCAAACCAUCAUGGACUAUAAAUAUACCUAUGAAAUCCUCCAUGGAACAGUCUGACAUCAACAGUCUAUGGCUCUCUGAGGACCAGACCAAACAUUGCGGGUGCGGUGACAAUAAUAUUUAUGCAUUUAAUCUGGAGGAUGGCAGAUUGGUGACAACUUACAAGGGUCACAGUGAUUAUAUUCACAGUAUACAUGGCAAGGCACAACAGCUCAUAUCCGGAGGUGAAGACGGUCUAGUCAUGCUCUGGGAUGAGAGAACAGGCAAACACCAUAACAAACUAGAGCCUCAUGCUAACAGCAAAGUGAGCCGCCCAGAAGUGGGCAAAUGGAUCGGAGCUGCAACUCUUGGGGAUGACUGGAUUGUAUGCGGCGGCGGCCCCCGGCUAGCCCUCUGGCACCUCCGCUCGCUCGACCCCGUGACCACCUUCGACCUCCCCGACCGCGGCAUCCACGUGGCCUUCUUCCACGACGACUGCGUCUUCGCCGCUGGAGCCACGAAGCAUCUCUACCAACUUUCAUACUCCGGUGACGUUCGAGUUGAGUUACCAGUUUCGGCUACUACCGUGUACUCGGCAAUGCUAAAGACAAGUCCUAAUGUGUUGGCUAUAGCGGGAUCUAGUCCAGAGAUAGAUCUGUGUACGACUUUCAAUUAUAGAGAUCAAGUGCUGCAUUUCCGGUAAGUUUCAAGUAGAUAUCAGUGGUAGAUAAACCGUAAGAUUUAAAUUUGACUUUUUAUAAUAGUAUAAGACUAAAAUUACAAUUUCAAUACAGUGUAUGACAAAACUGU
This is a messenger RNA of Leguminivora glycinivorella, 1184 nucleotides long. RefSeq names its product THO complex subunit 6 (gene thoc6). NCBI's taxonomy places the organism in Eukaryota, Metazoa, Arthropoda, Insecta, Lepidoptera, Tortricidae. Gene Ontology annotation, cellular component: transcription export complex; THO complex. Gene Ontology annotation, molecular function: protein binding. The record is from RefSeq and is a predicted model, not a curated record. Gene Ontology annotation, biological process: mRNA export from nucleus.